UCAUCUGUCAACAACAGCUCCACCCAGCCGUCCACAUCAAGGCACAUCUGCGUCUUCAUGUCAAGACGCUUCCAAGGUUGACUCUUCAAGGUUGACGCUUCCAAGGUUGAUUCUUGCAAGCUUAGCCUUUAUUCCCACUGUUGACUCUCAAGACAACUACUCUCAGCUUUCACCACUUUCGUUUACUUGCAGCAACAUGGCGCCUCCUCACAUGUUCAAGGCUUCCAAGCCUGCGUUCCAGCCCAAGGCUGGAGGAAAGCCCGUCGCCAGCCGAGUUGAGAAGACAAAGAGCCAUGCAAAGGUGGCAAAGCGAACGUUCUUCGCCAACGCGCUCACUUUCCGUCCCAAGGAGGCCGCGCCGGCCGACAGUCCCGCCGAUCCGAUGAUGCUGGAUUCUCCCGAGCCCGCUGCUACCGAGCCCGCUACUACCCAAUCCCCUACUACCCAGUCCCCUACUACCGAGCCUGCUCCUAUCGAGCCCGCGCCUACCGAGCCCGCUCCUACCGAGCCCGCGCCUACCGAGCCCGCGCCUACCGAGCCCGCGCCUAUCGAGCCCGCUUCCACCGACUCAGUGAUGGGAAACCCCCCCGUUGCAAGUGCCACGAGCGCAACUCAUGCCGCCGGCGAUGAGAACGAGGAAGAGGAUGAGCACGUCGAUAAGCCCUUCAAGCUCGGCGAUGGCAUUCCCAAGGCUGGCUUUCAGUUUCGUAAGGAGGGGCCUAGAGGGAGGUCGAUCCUGGGCAGAUUUGAGACCGAGAAUAUCGUAGUCGAGGCUCUCUACCCCGACAUGGACAUCAUCCACAAGAGCAAGGCGCAGGGGGUCAUCAGCCCCGUCUUCCACGAAGCCGCCAACAUGGUCGAGGAUGGUAUCAUUGAGGAGCAUUUGGUGAGGAUUGGAAAGCUCGUACCAGGACACAGCCGCCGCAUUUGGCGCUGGUUCUUUGGAAGGCUUUGGGUUGACAGCAAAUCGAAGUGGCCCCGAAGAUUGUCCCAGCAGCAAUUCAUCCACUUUGUCUCCUGUCUGGCGGAGGCUCGGUGGCGUGAGGAGAACUCUCCGAAGAAUCCCAAUGGGGAAAAGCCUGGACUGUUGGCCCAGAACGUCUCACUCUUCUUGAAUGUGGCGGAGGAGAAGGGAUUUGCUUGGUCGAACGGAGGAGAAGCCUUCGGUGAUAAGGAAGAGUAG
Diaporthe batatas is the source of this 1183-nucleotide messenger RNA. RefSeq lists its product as uncharacterized. The record is from RefSeq and is a predicted model, not a curated record. Bases 197 to 1183 code for a protein of 328 amino acids. The transcript has 2 exons. NCBI's taxonomy places the organism in Eukaryota, Fungi, Ascomycota, Sordariomycetes, Diaporthales, Diaporthaceae.